Lactuca saligna is the source of this 387-nucleotide messenger RNA. NCBI's taxonomy places the organism in Eukaryota, Viridiplantae, Streptophyta, Magnoliopsida, Asterales, Asteraceae. The record is from the annotation of a GenBank genome assembly.
AUGGUCGAUUCGGAACUUAGGUACUGUUCUCCAAAAGGUAAAACUUAUAUCUCCCUCCGAACAGCCUGUGGAUCUCUCAUUGAUCAUCAAGAUCAUCACGAUCUGGACGUGAGUAGUUACAUAAUCGAAGAAGGUACAAAACAGGAUACGAAAUUAGUGAAUAACGAUGAGUCAGUGAUCAGCAAUAGUCGACCCAAGAAAAGGAUUCGGAUAGAAGAUGUUGAAAGUUUGUAUUUCCGUCAACAGAGUGAAGAAUCGGUUGGAAACAGUAAUGAUUCGGGUAUUGUUGAUGAUGAUGAAAAGAAAGAGGGUACUCUGAGAAAUCGUCCAAGAAAAGCUCUUCGUGAGAUUAAGAAAUUGAAGGAAUCCGAGAAGAAAAGAAAAUAG